AAAAAAAAAAAAACAUGGGGUGGUCAUCCCGUUUGUCCUGGAUUGCAGUAUUUUUUUCGGUCGUUAACGCGACGGUUUUUUCACAGCGAGUGGUCAGCGUUAACCGGGGACCGGACGAUCGACCGGUUCGGUUUGACGGGCAUCGUUUGUAUCGGGUGCGUCCGACUGGUUCCGAUGAGCGUAGAAUUUUGAGGGAAAUUUGGGACGACGAGGGUUACUCUGUAUGGAACAGCUUGUAUCUGGACGAAAGAGUGGACGUUAUGGUCUCGCCGGAGAAAUUCGAGAGCUUCGAAAAACUUGUGGAAGAAAAGAAUUUAGACGUUUCCGAACUUAUGAACGAUGUACAGAGUUUCAUCGACCAGGAGAAUCCUCUUUCGAACCUCAGAGACGUUUUCGGAUGGAAAGCUUAUCACGAACUCGAUCAAAUCUACAGAUGGCUCGACACUCUGGCCGGCGAAUAUCCGAACCUGAUAACUCCUCUCGUCGGGGGUAGCUCUUACGAAGGCAGGAAUAUUACCGGUGUAAAAUUAUCCUUCGGGGAAGGAAAUCCCGGGGUAUUUCUCGAAGGUGGCAUUCACGCAAGGGAAUGGAUAUCGCCGGCUGUCGUCACAUUUAUUUUGAACGAGUUGAUUACCAGUAAAAAUCCCGACGUAAGAGCGAUCGCCGAAUCGCACGACUGGUACGUUUUUCCGGUUUUUAAUCCCGACGGAUACGUCUACACGCAUAAAGUGAAUCGACUGUGGAGAAAAACCAGACAACCGUAUUCGUUCGGAUGUGUCGGCGCCGAUCCGAAUCGAAACUGGGAUUUUCACUGGAAAGAAACUGGUGCCAGUUCCAGCCCAUGCAGCGAGAGUUUUGCGGGGAGCGCUGCAUUUUCCGAAAUAGAAACCCGAACGAUGUCAGAGUUUGCAACGACACUGAGAGAAAAGAUUUUCGCUUACAUCGCGUUUCACAGUUACAGUCAGGUUUUACUUUUUCCGUACGGUUUUACGAACGAUCACGUUGAAAAUUAUCAAGAUUUGGUGGACAUCGGGAACGCUACCGUCGAAGCACUCAAAAGGAGGCAUAACACUCGGUACAGAGUUGGAAGCGUGGUUGAAAUAAUGUACCCAGCUAGUGGAAACUCCAUGGAUUGGGUUCGAGGUGCUUUAAAAAUCCCCGUGACCUUUACCUACGAAUUGCGAGACCGGGGAAGAUUUGGAUUUAUCUUACCGGCCGACCAAAUCGUACCAACAGGUGAAGAGACCUUGGAUUCUCUCGUAGCUUUGCUCCAGACAUCCCGACGAAUCGGCUACGGAAGUGAAGUGGUGUGACGAAUGUGAUGAAAAUAGAUUUCCAUACGUUACCUGAGUAGAUUAGAAUAUUUCCCCGAUUAUCUUCAGUCUCUGAUUUCAUCGAUUGUUUGCAAUUGCAGCCCCAUUUUAUUCAACUUAAAAAAUAUAACGUACUUAUUGAAA
Athalia rosae (coleseed sawfly) is the source of this 1457-nucleotide messenger RNA. RefSeq names its product zinc carboxypeptidase-like. The record is from RefSeq and is a predicted model, not a curated record. Bases 15 to 1313 code for a protein of 432 amino acids. Gene Ontology annotation, biological process: proteolysis. Gene Ontology annotation, molecular function: zinc ion binding; metallocarboxypeptidase activity. The transcript is spliced from 5 exons. Lineage: Eukaryota; Metazoa; Arthropoda; Insecta; Hymenoptera; Athaliidae.